This is a messenger RNA of Syngnathoides biaculeatus (alligator pipefish), 7671 nucleotides long. RefSeq names its product vitamin D3 receptor B. Lineage: Eukaryota; Metazoa; Chordata; Actinopteri; Syngnathiformes; Syngnathidae. Gene Ontology annotation, cellular component: nucleus. Gene Ontology annotation, molecular function: vitamin D response element binding; nuclear receptor activity; zinc ion binding. Bases 548 to 1825 code for a protein of 425 amino acids. The record is from RefSeq and is a predicted model, not a curated record. The transcript has 10 exons. Gene Ontology annotation, biological process: positive regulation of transcription by RNA polymerase II; negative regulation of transcription by RNA polymerase II; cell differentiation.
UUUUUUUUUUUUUGCUGUGGUCGGCAAACAGCUUUCUCUUUGAGUGUUCGACUGUCUUAACAAGCUGCCCGAAGUUGGUCCCGCCGCGUUUGCUGUUUAAAGGCAGCCAGCUAACCACGCUAAAAGCAUUAGCUCCGACCAGCGCCUCCGACGCCGCCGCCGCCGCCGCCGCCGCGUGCGUGUGAGAGCAAGACGGACGUCUGCAAGGGCAGACGAAACCCCUCCACAUUUUGGAAGGCUUACAAAACACAAGCGUCUCGUCACUUAGAAACGCUCCCGUGCAAUACGCUGUGGACACGUACGAAGGCGGCGGCCGCCAAAGAUGUUGAUAAACGCCAACUUGGGUCUUAAUGGGGGGUUGGGGGAAGUUGAUUUAAACUGUUAAGGGAUGAAAACUCACAUUGCAUAAGAGCAACGUGCAAAAGUCCAUCCAGACGAUGACUGAAAUGAGAUGACUCUUCCUUACGGCAGGAUUAACAUCUUGGAAUAAACGAAGGAAAGCUUUCAAGUCUCAGCCAGUGUUUAAGGGCAUGCUAAAUCCUCAGUAAUGGAGCCCACUGUCGUGAGUACAUCCACCCUGGCCCCUGAUGAGUUCGACAGGAAUGUGCCUCGAAUCUGCGGCGUGUGCGGUGACAAAGCCACUGGCUUUCACUUCAACGCCAUGACCUGUGAGGGCUGCAAGGGUUUUUUCAGGCGCAGUAUGAAGCGUAAGGCCUCCUUCACGUGUCCCUUUAACGGCAGUUGCACCAUCACCAAGGACAACAGGCGUCACUGCCAGGCAUGCCGGCUCAAACGCUGUGUGGACAUUGGCAUGAUGAAAGAGUUCAUCCUGACAGAUGAGGAAGUGCAGAGGAAGAAGGACCUCAUUCAACGGAGAAAAGACGAGGAGGCCCAGCGUGAAGCCGAGAGGGAGGCACGGCGACCUCGGCUCACCGAGGAACAGAGUCAAGUCAUUGCUACACUGGUGGAGGCGCACCACAAAACAUUCGACGACUCCUACUCGGACUUCUGCCGCUUCAGGCCUCCGGUACGUGAGGGGCCAGUUACACGGAGUGCCAGCAGAGCUGCUUCCCUCCACUCUCUGUCGGACGCCUCCUCCGAUUCCUUCAGUCACUCUCCGGAAUCAGUGGACACCAAAAUUAACUUAAACAACUUGAUGAUGAUGUACCAGGACCAGGGCAGCAGCCCUGACUCCAGUGAAGAGGAAGCCUCCAGCUUCUCCAUGCUGCCCCACCUGGCCGACCUGGUUUCCUACAGCAUUCAGAAGGUCAUCGGGUUUGCCAAGAUGAUCCCAGGCUUUAGAGAGCUGACAGCAGAAGAUCAGAUUGCCUUGCUGAAAUCAAGUGCCAUUGAGGUGAUCAUGCUACGCUCAAAUCAGAGCUUCAACCUGGAAGACAUGUCCUGGAGCUGCGGUGCGCCUGACUUUAAAUAUCAGAUCAGUGAUGUCACCAAAGCCGGCCACACGCUGGAGCUGCUGGAGCCGUUGGUUAAGUUCCAGGUAGGCCUCAAGAAGCUCAGCUUGCACGAGGAGGAACAUGUACUGCUGAUGGCCAUCUGCUUGCUUUCUCCAGACCGGCCAGGUGUGCAGGACCACGCACGGAUCGAAGCCCUUCAAGACCGCCUGUCAGAAACCCUGCAGGCCUACAUCCAGCUCAACCACCCCGGAGGAAGCCUGUUGUACGCCAAGAUGAUCCAGAAACUGGCCGACCUGCGCAGCCUCAACGAGGAGCACUCCAAACAGUACCGCUCGCUCUCCUUCCAGCCUGAGCACAGCAUGCAGCUCACCCCGCUGGUGCUGGAGGUGUUUGGCAGCGAGGUCUCCUAAGGGCAGGCGAGUCUUACGUGCGUAUAAAGGAGGAAGGGAGUUGUUGAGGACGUCCGUGUCGUUGGACGUCAAAUGUCUACAUGGAGAGCAAGCAGGUGUUUAAACGACAGUAAACAAGGGAACGACAUUCAGUAUAACUUAAGCUAAGCAUACUUCUGCCUCUUUACAGUGUUAUUUGUCUAUUUAAAUCAACGCUGCUUCAUAUGCCUGGACAUUUUGUGUACGUAAACAGUACACACCAACAAACACAGUUAUUCAUUUAGCCAUUCCGUUGAGCUACCUCUUUUUUUACCGGGGUUGUUUUAUAUUUCUAUCACCUCUGUGGAUGCUUUAGAUACAGUAUGGUCAAUGUUUUAUUUGAUAAAAUCAGUGCCUCUGCAUUACUUCAUAAAUUAUUUUAAUGGUCAUCUGCUUCUCUCCAAGGCAGUACAGUAUAUGGUUAUUUAUACCAACCGUUCAUCUCUCACCAAAGGUGUUGGUCCUCCGCCGUCUCAGAAAACCAUCUUGCUGCUCUUUGGCAUACAGCCGCGCGACAUGCUAAAAGUUUUUUGUGUUUUUUUUCUGACUAGCCUCACAGCCCAUGAAGGAAAACGGUCAGUAUUUAGGCUUAGAUUGCAGGGUGUAGUUUGUAAUUUAGCAGAUUGGAUUUUGAUUUUCCUGGUUUUUGGAAGUGAGAAUCAGCCACUAAAUGUGUUCGCUACUAUUUUUUUUUUUUUUAACUGCAAACUGUCAAUCAAACCGAGCCAAGAUUAUGGCUUGUUGCUUUUUAGUCUAAAGCUUCCCAUGAUUUAGUUUAUUUCAUGUAAAUAGCUAAUUGCUACCAUGUGUAUCCUAAGCACUGUUGUAUCACCAUUUACUCAAGCCUAUAUACUAUAUAUCACAGAUUUUAAAGGGCUAAAUGCCAAAUCUAACUGGAAUAGUGAAUUAAGGCUCAAGUAAGAGACCUGACUUUUAAUAUAUAGCUUCAUAACUUACUUGGAAAUGGCAUUGGAAUGGAUGUAAUUCUUCCAGAUUUUUAUUUUUGAUGUAACUUCAUCUUUCUAAAACAGUUCCACUUGUUCCUCGAGCUCAGUGGACCUUGAGCUUUGCAACCCACUUCACACAUCCCCACAUAUCUCACCCUUUGGUUUCAGACUGGGAAGGGAAUUUUCUAGAACAUCUGGGGGGCUGAGGUUGGAGGGCACCUCCUUCCUUGGCCCCUCCAGAUGGCUCAUGCAUGAUGUGCAGCCCCCUAGUGGAUGUAUUGUCAAAAGACAGUUAUACAGUAUGUGAUAUGUAAACUUUUAGGUGACCAGAUAUGCAAUAAGUACAGUCUAGCUCGUACUUAUUGGACAUAAGUGGAAUUACAUGUCUCACUAUUAAUUAGUCAUAACAAUUUUGAUCAAAGUUUUGAAGUUGGAUCUAUGAAAUAUAUAUCCAUAUUAACAAUAUUAAGACAGCUGGUUAGAUCUAGCAAGGCCCCAGUGAUGCAAGGGUGGAAAAAAAGAAAAAUUCUGGGAAAUUGACUAAUUGUAAGCGGUAAAUAAGAAAAGAGGUUGUCAUACUGAGAUGUUAAUGUAAGGCUCAUAGAGAAAAAAAAGAAUUUAUUACAAAUUAAUUAAAAAAAACAUUGUCUUCUUGAAGUUGCACGCUAGAGUGAAAAAAAAAAGGUGGAAUAUUACAAGAAUUAAGCCCUAAUGUUGUAAGGAAAAGCCUCAUUAGCUACAAUUAAAUUGUAAUACGAUUCUCCCUUUCCCCCACAUUAAAGUUAUAAUUUUACAAAAAAAAUAUUUUGAAUAAUUAAUAUUCUAACUUACUCUUUAUUCCAUUUAGGAUAUAUAAUGUAAAGAAAAAUGACUUUGUAUCAGUGUAAGGCAAAUGUGGUGAAGAGUAAGAGAUGUACAUAUAAAUACAGGAGAAUUCUAAAGAAUAUUUAAACAGACGUUUAAAAGAACUACACGAUAUUGAAUAUUGGCUCUGAUUAUUGUUUUAAUCAGCUGAUUAACUCUUGCUUGUCGUUAGUUUUGGAAUGACUGACUUUGAUUAUAUUAAACUAGGAUAAUUUGGCGUUCAACACUGCUAAGGAGUUAGUAUUUGGUCAGUUGAUGUACAGUCCCCUCCAAAAGUAUUGGAACGGCAAGGUCACUUCCUUUGUUUUUUUGAAUACUUAAGACAUUUGUGUUUCAGAUCAAAAAAUGAAUGUGACACAAAAGUUCAGAAUUCCUGCUUUUAUUUCAUGGUAUUUACAUCUAGAUAUGUUAAAUAACUUGGGACAAAGCACCUUUUAUUUAAAGCCACCUACUUUUCAAGUGACCAAAAAGAUUGGAACAUUUGACUGAUUGCUUUUUGUAGUUUUUCGGGUUUUGUCUUUUAGAUUGUUUAAACAUAAGAUAGUGUUUGUUUUUGGCUUUGGGUUUCACUUGUGAAAAGUGCAUUUGCUAUAACCAAACAUGAAGACCAGAGAGCAGUCUAUGGGAGAAAGACAAACCAUUUUUAGGCUGUGCAAAGAGGGAAAAUCAGUCACAGUGAUUGCACAACCCUUGGGCGUAGCCAAUAUAACAAUUUGGAAUUUCCAGAAAACGAAAGAACCUUCUGGUGUACUGAAAGCCAAAGGUAUCAACUGCAGUUCAUGACAGAAAUGUUGAGAGCUCUGAAGUCAGUCACAUCACUGCCAACGUCCAUGGGCCAGGGGUGAAGGUUUCACAAUCCACUCUUCAGAGUCGAGUUGGGAAGAAGAAAUAUAGAGGGCAUAACACAAGAUGCAAACCACUCAUCAGCAAAAACAAUCACACAUUGGAUUUUACAAAGUACAGAGAUGACGAAACACAGCACAAAUGGUUUUGGACUGUUUAGACCAAGAUGAACCUCUACCAAACUGUUGGAAAGGCCUUACUAAGUGUGCCGAAAGAAAGCUUAUCAGUGAAGCACGGUGGUGGUGAUGUCAUGGCUUGGGCUUGCAUGGUUGCUUCUGGAAUGGCCUCACCAGUCUUUAUUUAUGAUUUAGAUAAUAAUGGGAGGAGCAGAAGUCGACAAAAACAUUUUGUCUGGCAAUUUACAGAAAAAUGCAUACGAACGAAUCAGGAGAAGCUUCAUCACGCAGCAAGACAAUGACUCAAAACAGUCUGCCAACACAACAAAGACUUCAUCUGGGAGAAAAAGUGGACGGUCUUAGACUGGCCAUGUUAACCCCCGGACCAUAACCCAAUAGAGCAUGCAUUUUACCUCUUGAUGAGGAGACUGAUGUGAGGAACCUGCAGAAACAAACGAGAACUAAAAGAGGUUGUAGUAAAGACCUGGAAAAGCAUUUUAAAUGGAGAACACGACAAUUUAGGGAAUUCACUGGGUCGCAGGCUUGAUUCAAUCAUUGCAAGUAAGGGUCACGUAACCAAAUAUUAAAUGUUAUUCACAUUACGAUGGUUUAAUAAUGUCUGGUGCAAUAUUUUUGUUCACUUAAUAAGUUUGUGGCUUCGAUCAAAAGGUGCUAAGUCCUGAGUUUUCAAUGUAAAUACCAUGAAAUAAAAGAUGUAAAUCUGAACUUUGGUGUCAUAUUGAUCUUUUGAUGUGAAACCCAAGUGUCUUCAGUCUACAACGAAAACAAAGGAAUUGAUCUUGCCGUUCCAAUGCUUUAGGAGGAGACCGACUUCCACUUGUUAAACCUGCUGUGGCCUGCUGUCGUCAGCGGACUGCUUUCUUGAGAAGCCCAGCACGAAAGCUGUGAUGGCUCACGGACCCCUUAAAGAUUCAGUACUUAUGAGGCCAGUGUUUUAUUUGAUUGCUCUGAAUGAUGACUUCUGGUUUGUUGGGCGACAUGCUUUUGUUUAACCAUUUAGUGACAGUUGCUGAUGUUCCGUUCCGAAUGUGAACGUGCACUUCCUGUCGAGAACCUAUAAAAAUGAGUGAUGUAUAAUUGUAAGAAGGUGUACAUUAGAUGAUCGGAUGUAUUUAAAGAUUUAAGCAUGUCGCAUGCACGUCUCAAAUAUCGGUCGACCGACUUUCUUUGGUUGAUCGGUCAAAUGAGCGCAUUAAGUCCCUUUCCUGUCAAGUGUUGGCUAUUUUCACGGGAGCCCCCCUCGGCUGCAUUUUACCGGAGCAUUAUUUCUUCACAAACAAUAUUUAACAUCUGCAAAAGUGGUUUCUGUGAUUGGCUAUGCAGGCUUCCUGUGCCAGAUCUUAUUAUGCUUCCAGUGAUAUCAUCUCAGGGCGACUCUUGGAUUCAUCGUGUUGCUCCUCGCUUCCUCGUGCGAGAGCAUCGUCGCUUUAAGCUGUGCAGCCUAAACUUACUCACCAGCAGGACCGUUCUCCGUCACUGUGGAUUUAGUCUAACUUGUGCCAAUCUGAGCAGAUGGGGAACAUGAUACUUGAUGUUUCCCCGUUGAUGUAUCUAUGGUUCGGUUUUUCCUUCUAGAGUUUCAUUGAUAAUUAUCCAGUACAGUAUGCAAACAUACAAGGCAUGUCCUUGUCCACAAACGUGACGACUGAGCGAGCGUCUUUAGGCAGUACCACUCGUGUGUGUCAUGUGUCAGGACAGGUAACUGGUGUAUUGCCGGUUUUCUAAACAUGUACUUCUCUGCGUAGCUUCUUGUUCUGGUGGUGUUCUGUUUUAAUUUCAGAUAGAUACAAAUGCAGUGUUGAUCUGUACAGAGGGAUAUUAGGGCAACACCGAAAAGCAAAAAAAAAAAAAAAAGUACUGUGAGAAUAAAGUUGUUUUUGAGGAAAAAGUGAUAAUUUUAUGUGAACAGUCUUAUCACAAGUAAAAGGUUGUUGCGAAAACAGUUGUAAUUUUAGUUGUUGUGUGUUUUCAACAAUUGUUAAUUCUAUGAGCAAUCGCAGGUGUCCAGAGAAAUGCAAGGCAACGGCUCCUGGUUUCACACUGUUGCGCGCUCUUUGGGACUUGUUACUGUUGAUUUUCUUUUCAUUGUGGCCCUAAUAUUUCUUUGUAGAUUUGUGUAUGUCUAAUCCUAGUAGGGAAUUUUGGGGAAUGUGUAAGUGCCACGGGGAGACUUCCUACCACACAAGAACAUGGUCAGAGUUCUUCAGUGAGGAUUUCUGAGCUGAAGGGGAAAGUUCUUGAUGAUGAAAGUGAUGUAGAAGUUGGCGUUCAUUAUUACGACACAUUGUACAUAUCAUAUCAACGCAAGGUUUUCCCGUUUGUUUGUUUUUACCAUAGAAAGCUGCUCCAAACCUUUUUUUUUUUAAACUUGUGGUUGUUGGAAUACUGGACCUUGUAAAUCCUACUGCAAUGGAGAUCCACCACAGAUGACAUGCGUCCGUCUUCGUUGAGAUUAGCGCUUUACUCAACACUGGCGAUGUCACAUAAUACCUUGUACUAUACACGUCAUGGUACACUAUCACCAGCAAGCUUUACAGUUCAAUUUUUGCUCUUUCAAAAGUUUGUUCGUAUGACUCUGUUGCCAUUACAAAUCCUGUCCAUAAAGCCCGUAUUAUAGCUGUCCCCCUCCCCGCCCAAAUGUUCUUGACUUUUCGUUCCCGCCUUUACGACAGGGAUUGUAAUGGAUUCAACUUAAUGUAGUUCUUAAGACGAGGAGCGUCCACAAUGGAUGUACACCAUAGUCAACCUAACAAAAAAAACAACAAAAAAACUACCUCUUUUAGCUCAAUUUUUUUUUUUUUUUUUUUUUUGCUUUAGCAUUUGCUUUGGUUCUUACUUUUGUAAUAUUUGUAUUCAUGUUGGUAUUUAUUGCUGUCUAAUGAGUCAUACUUCAAUGAUUACCUCAGUGAUAUCUCAGAUUUUGGGAGAGUCCAGCUAAUGAAGUUGUAGUUUUAUUUUGUUUGUUUGUCAUUGUAGAGUUUUCUUCUCAUACUAAGCAUUGCCUUUAUUUUUCUCAACGCACAAAAUACCAGGAGUG